Chara braunii is the source of this 1356-nucleotide messenger RNA. NCBI's taxonomy places the organism in Eukaryota, Viridiplantae, Streptophyta, Charophyceae, Charales, Characeae. The record is from the annotation of a GenBank genome assembly.
GCGAUGCCGUUGGCGAUGGCCAGCCCCGCGGAUGGACCUAUAAUUAUAUAAUUAUAUUUGCAUUCAAGUCGUGUGAAAGCGUACUUUGUGGCCUUGAAAGUCGCCCCCCUCUUUACCGAAAAAAGACUUGAGCGGGGGGUGGGCCGUCCACGACCAAGAGUGUGCCACCUGGCGGGUCGAGGUCGAGGUUGAGGUCUCGGUCGCGGUCGAGGUCGAGGUCGAGGUCGCGACCUUACCAAACAGGCGCGGAGCGGUCUCGGAUUGUCACAAUGUCACGUGUGUCGAGGUUCACCGUGGGAUGUGCGCGAGCGAUCGCCAGGUCAGCGCGUGCUGACGUGGCAGCCACGUCGUCUCGCGCGGGUGUCAUCGGUUUCGCCUGUGAGUCUCCACGUGUCUGGGAUUGCGUGGCGCGCAGUGCAAGAGAAAUGCAGCUGGGGUGGUUCCCUAGGAGCGUCUUCACCGCGUCUGACCACACUUCCAAGUGGAUGCCGGUGGCGUUUGUGUUCGGCUGUUUUUUCUUUUCUCGUUGCACCAACAUCUUGAUUGCAUGUGGACAUCAUCUUUGUCCAGAUGCAUUCAAAUUCUUGGCGGAUGGCAAAGAUCCAGCACUAGGGCAUCCAGUGGAGUAUAUCAACCUGGACUCAGCUGAGCCUGCAGUUUGCAAGUACUGCGGCCUCAGAUAUGUGCAGAAAGAUCACCAUUGAAUGGAAAUUUCAAAUUUGACAUUUGCAAUGGGCGCGCAUUACACACUUCUUCACAUCGCCUCCCUUGCUGUGGUUGUAGCAAGUGCUGGACUACUUCAGGGUUUUGGUUUUUCCUCCUUCUUCUUUCUUUUUUUUUUACAAAAUCAUGGCUCCAGUCUAUUCUUGGGGAGCUGCACAUGUUGGGAACCGGGCCGCUUUGAUUUUCCCGCUCAUCAGAUUCAUUAUCUUACUGAAAUUUCCAAUUGUUUGUAGUUUAUAUGUGUUGGAAUAUCUCUUUGUUGGAAGUUUGUCCGUGUGGUCUAAAGCUUAUGCCAGCUGGUGGUGAAUAAACUCCGACGAAACAGUUAUGUUUGUUUGCGCUUGGCACCAUACUCCCAUCUGGGAUCACACAUAUCCCUCGUCCAUUCUCCCCCUUUCAUUCCCCAUCUGCCAGCAAGUGGGAAAUCAUCAGAUUAUUGCUUCAUGUUUUUUUGGGGGGGAAACCAUGGGGAGUCACAAAAAUGAGUUAUGAUUGCACUAUGGGCCAAGAUACAGUUUCAAAUUCCAGUUUGGGCAAUGUAUACAAUCCAGCUUUCUGACUCCACAUUUCCUCAACAGGAUGACCGAUCCUGCUGCCUGGUAAAUCUCGAUCCAAUAAAGAAGCAAAAGGACG